AUAUGAAGCUUUUUCUUAAUUUUUUAAUCAUUUUUGAUUUUUUUGACUACGUUCCACCCCUUCAAAAAAUCUGAAAAAAUUAGAGAUUACUAAUUCUAAUCAAAGCUUUUUACUGUAUAAAUAUAAACGUGGUCACUUGACAACUUCGAUAAAAAAUCGACGAUUAAAAUCUUUUCGAAUUUAAAAAAAAUCGAAUUUGCAUCCAAAAAUUCUGAAAAAAUUUUCGGAUGUGCAUACCAAUUGGUAGAAUAUCCAUGAUUUUUUUCAUAACUUUCUAUCGAGCAGAACGGGAGAUAUUAACGAUAAACACCUGUAGUGGAGAUAACGGAUCAAAACUCUGUGGAAAGGGGUCUCUUCGAACCACCUAUCGAAUGGUAUGAAUACCGUUCAAAUUGGUUUGGGGGCACUUCUACCAUGCUUACUCGGCUAGACUCUUUUUUACAUUGCUACUGCGCAAGACAAGAAGAGAAAGAGGGUGGGAAAGUCGCGAAUAAAAGAAGACUGAGCGUCAGAAUUCUGCGAGAUACGUAGUUGUGUAGUGGUGUGUAGAACACGUGGCAGCGAACUGUGAGACAAAACGUCAAAUUUGAAAAGUAAAAGGAUUAGCUAUUUGCGAGACCGUACAAGUUUAUGUGCGCGAUAGUUUAUUUAAACUAGAUUGUUAAAGACUGGUACAAAUUAUUCGGUAUUUGCGUUAGUGUAAUAUAGUAUAAGAUAAUAUAUUUAGUUUUACGUUUUGUUCAUUAUCAAACAGACUAUUUUAUUUUUCUUCUCUUUUAAGAGAAGCGAGUUUAAAUUAGUGAUAAGGUCAAAUGAACGUUAACAUGUUUAAUAUUAAAUAUCAACAGAUUAGUGACAGUGGAGAAAAUGUAAGCUCUUUAUUGAAUAUUGAGCAAGCCAUUGAAUGUUUAAAUUCUUGGGGAGAUUGGACGGGAAGUGAGCAAUGGCUAACAAGUACAGCGGAAGAAUUAAGUAAACGGUAUAGGGAGCUGAGGAAAGACAUAAGAGAAAAUAUUAAUUCACAGUAUUGUGAACGCUUAGCCUACCACUAUUAUAACCUUGCAAGCUACUGUAAUGAUGAGCUAUUUAAUAAAUAUAGGGUUAAUCUAGAAAGCGUAAAGAAAUAUCUAGAAAAAUGUUUAGAGAAGCUUACUGAAGUUUCUCAAGAUGGUUAUUCAAAUGAGAUAAAAGAAUUAAAGAACGAUGCUGAAAAAUUUUUAGCAGAAGUAAAUGAAAUAUACACACAGCAGGAAAGUCAGCUAACACAAUACAGAGCUUCUAAUAUGAAAAAGUAUAUAAAGUUAUGUAUUGUUUUAGGUCAUAUCGACCAUAUUCCUUUGCAACAAUGUUCUGAUGAAAAGAAUAGACAGCAGAUUCAAAAUAUUCAGCUGUUAAGAGUAAUUAACAUGCUAGAAGAUGCAAUUACUGUACCGGUGUAUAAAAAUGCUUUCGUUACUGCAGAGCAGUCUGAUUAUUUAGGUCAAGUGUAUCAAUUGGCUGGCCAAUCUGCACUGGGUAUGCGGUAUAAGAGAACUAGUGACAAUCUCAAAAAAACUGUAUAUUUAAUGGAGCAACAUAAUGAUAACAGACAGGAAAUAAAAAAUAUUAUCAGUAAAGAAAUCACAAAAUACAAAAGUGAUUUAGGGCAAGUUAAAAGUUAUAUAGAAGAAAAGUUUCAUAAAUCGCUUAGCACUAUCGACGACGCUUAUAUUGAGAAAAAAUAUAUAAAAUAUUGUGCAAGGUUUUGGCUAGAAGAAACAACAAAUUUUCUAAAAACACUGACUGAAAGUAAAAGCCGUACUGUUAUUCAAGAAAUUUUUAAUUCACUAGAUGAUAUAAAAGGUUUAAGCCAAAUUCCUAAACCUUUAAAUGUACUUGAAUAUUAUACUCUUUUAAUGGAGCACUAUAGAUUAGUUAGGAAAGAAGAUGAAAAAACUUUCAUAAGUCGAUUUAAAAAAGAGUGCUUGGAACAAAUAGUUGCCUAUAGUGAUUCUGCUAAAAAAGAGUUAGUGCUUCUAGAAACUUUUGUUAAUUUUUUAAGUUUCUCUAAAAGUCUUCAAUCAAUUGUUGCUGAACUAGAAUUAGAAGAUUUUUAUCGUGGUUAUUUAUCGUUUGAUGAGUUGAUCGAUAAUAUUAUGAAGCUUGAAGUAGAUAUUUAUGGUGAAAAUCUUACAGUUUUGCAAGAAGCAACAGAGGGCUUAAAGGAGGAAGAUCUUUUUUUAAUAGACAAAUUUAAGGAAGUUAUAGGUGCUUAUAUAAAACCAGUAAGAAUACAAGAAAGAAGAAUAGAUGAUCGAUUGGUUGUUGAAGUGACAGGAAAGAACAUUGUUGUUAGUGAAAUUUUACAGCUAUUAGAAAAUACACUUUUAGAAAAUCCAAAUAUAGAGGAGGUACGUUUUGUUGGUGCUGAUAUUAUACAUAUUGAUACAAACCUUAAGAGUAAAGUUUGGCAGGGAAGGAAUGUAGUUAUUUUAACAAAAGCAAUAAAAGUUCAUGAUCAAGUAACCUGGGAUGUAUCUGGAAAAGAUAACGAUCAUAUUUAUUCUCAUAGUGCGGGUACUGGACAAGAUGGUCAUGGUAAGCAAGGAAAAGAUGGUUAUCCUGGAGAAAGUGGCGGCAAUGUCUUGAUUAUAGCAGAGAAAAUAGAAAAUCCGGAAGAUUUUACUAUUAUUUCAAAUGGCGGAAGGGGCGGUAAAGGCCAGGAUGGUGGUAAUGGAAGAGAUGGUAACAAUGGAAUGGGUAUUACGAAGGCAGAAUUUGAUAAAAAGUUUCCUCCUGUUGCUGAUUUUGGUUCAGGAGCGGCACAGAGACAAGAUACAAUAAAAAAGUUUGUUGAGAACAUUAAAAAUGAUUCAUCAACAGUAGAAACUGUGUGGUGCACAGGGGCUAAUAUUGCAACAAUUGAAAACAUUAUUACAGAAAUUGCAGAUAUUAAUUCUUAUAAUGACACAGUAUUCGAGAUGGCAGAUGGUGACACUUCGCUAUAUUUAUUCAAGCAUUUUGAAGAGAAUAUUUUUAUAAAAACAGUUACAAGCCAAGGAAAUGAGGUCACUUUUUCUUUUGAGCGUGGAGGUGGGCUGACAAAUCGCCAGGCUUUUUUUCUCUAUAAAGGGUCAUUAGGACAACCUGGAUGGCAUGGUGGAGAAUAUGGUUUAGGUGGUCAAGGGGGAUAUGCUGGAGAGAUAAUAGUAAAAAAUCUAGAAAAUAGCAGCCAGGAGUGUGGUAUUAUGAAAAAUACCAACCAAGGACAAGAAGGAGAAAAGGGACAGGGAGGCCUAUAUGGUAUCCAUGGGAAAAAUGGUUGGGAUAUGGGUUAUAUGGAUUAUUGGGUUUCAGAAUUUUUCACAGAAAAGUGGCCUAAAUUUUUCGGUACAGAUCAAAGCAGUAAAUGUACACUAGAAUAUUAUGAUAAUAAUUCAAGUGAUCGAGUAUGGUGUCCAUAUAAUAAAAAAUAUGCAAAAAUUAUAUCUACCAAUAUUGAGCACAAGAAACAAAAAAAAUAUGAGGAAAGGAAGAAUACUAGACAGAAUAGUGCGCGACAACAUCACGCACAAGCGAUAAGGAAAAAAAACAUUUCACAAAGUAGCAUUUUAGCUAGUUAUUCUCAUCACCUUAGUUCUAUGGAAAGAAAUACAUUGCAGAACUUGCGAUCUGAUUUAGAAAAUACUAAACAACAAGCCUUACAAGCAAUCACUGAAAAUCAAGAACAGCAGGAAAAGCAAACUACAGAAUUAGGAAUUAAGCGUCAUUCUCCUUACCAGAAUAAAAGUAACCAUUACAAUGACAUCUUUAUUACAACAUCUAGUACCACUUACAGAGAGACUAUUGAUGUUGAAAGUUUUAUUGAUAAGCUAAAAAAAGAACCAUUGUUGCUAGAUAAUUGGUUUCAACUAAUAGAACUGAGCUUAUCUCAACUUGAUCAGUUAUUUUUAAUUUUUGAAGGUCUAAAAAGUAGAUAUACUGAAACACAAAGCUUACAAGAUAAUACGGAAAAUAGUAAGCUACAAGACAUAGAAAAGCUUUUGAUCGAUAAGUAUACACUUGCUACAUUGCAAGAAAUUGCAAAGCAAUUACCACCUUACCAAGAAGUUACAGAUGGUAUAGAAAUAACACCUAAAACUGCAGCAAGAUAUCUAAUUGAGGCAAAAGAAAAUGACAAUGAUGUUUCUCAUCCUAUUUUAGGGACUCUAAAUCAAUAUUUUUAUGAAAGGAAUGAACAGCAUCAUAAUGAAAUAUUUAAAUUGUGUGAAGAGGAAUUGCAGAACAGUAAUGAAAAUUGUGAAAUCCUGAAACGUUCUUUGAAAACGUUUAUUUUAGAAGCAGGAGAAUCAGAAGGAGUACAUUCCUCUAUUAAAAAGUACUAUAAUGAACAUAAAGAAUUUUUAGAAAAACAAAAACCCAGUUUAAAUAUAUCUUUUGAGGCGUUUAAGAGUGAACUAUCUCAGCCAAGGCAUGCAGAAGUAUUUGGUUUAUGGAUCGAAAGUAUUAAAGAUCAAUCUCUAAGAAGUAAGCUAGAGGAAAAAAUACAAAAAGAUAAUAUUCUGAAUGAUCUUUAUGAUCGCUUUAAUAGUCAACUUAAGCAAGAAUAUGACUGGAAUGAGUGUUGUAAAGAUCAAGCUGUUCUUAAAGAACAUGAUAAUUAUAUUCGAGAAAAAGGCCUAUUGUCAGAAAGCUAUAGGGAAUUAUUAGCCUACGUUUUUGGUAUUAAUAUCAGAUUAUAUGUUGAAGAUCAAGAUAAUAAAUUGUUUCUGCAAGGUGAUCACAACCCUUCAUCUAAGCAAAUUAUUCACAUAUUAUGUAGAGAUAAUAAAUUUAUACAAUUAAAUAUUGAUAAAAACUACUUAAAGCUAGAAGAAGAGCACAAAAAGAAAGAUGAUCUUUAUGCACAGAUUUUUGCAGAAAUUAAGCCAUUGAAGCAAAAACAAGAAUUUGAUGAUUACUUAAAGAAUAAAACUUUUCUAUCUAAUAACAGUCCUUCAGAAGAUGAGCAAUCUUUUAAUGAAGAGGAAGAUAUAGAAAAAAUUGUAGAAUACUUUCCUGAAGUGGAAAGGCAGCAGUUAAAAGGGCGGUUGGACAAAAUUACACCUCAAUAUAUUGGACAACAAGGAAUUUUGCAUAAUAUAUUGAAGCGCUUUUCUAGUGAUGGAAGGUAUGUGUCUUCUCAAGAAUUAUAUUGUUUAAUAAACUCAAUUCUAAGCUCCGUUAUUGAAGAUAAAAAAGAGUUGAAUAUCUUUUGUUGGAUAGUGGCAGCUUAUCCUCAAAAGAGUUGGAUAGAUGAAUUGAUAUUGCUACAACUCGAAAAUUAUUUUAAAAAAACAUUAACAAAAAAACCUGAAUGGAGAAAUUAUUUAUCAAAAAUAGAAAAUAAGGACAUUUUACUGUUAUUUACAAUAAAGUUGGACCAAUAUAAAUCAAGCAAUCCUAUUUCUACUCAAUGUAUUGAAGAUACUCUGCAUUUAUUAAGUAAUAUUCCAAAUGAGACAGUUAGUUUAGAACGACUAGAGUUAUCUGAAUGGCCUUAUGCUUUAAAAGAAAAAUACUGGACAUGCAAGCUAUCAAAAUUAGUAGAUUGGCAAAAGGGUGACUUACCAACAGCUUCUUAUUAUCUUUUAUCUAUAGAGAAUAUUUUUGGCAUGCUUUUAGCGGAGAAAUUUAUAGAGGCUCUAGAAAAGAAAAAACAAGAACUGUCAUCUGAUACGCUUACUAACAUUUUAUCUAAUUUUCAUAAUGAAAAAUGGAACUUAAGUGAAGAAGAGUUAAAUACCCUUAACAGUUGUAGCAUUGAUGAGUGGGCACAGCAAAUGCAGCAGAAGUUUACUGCUAAUAAAGAAGAACGGAAGAUAACGCAGUUAGUUGAACUAAUUAAAUGUAAUGCUAAUACUUCGAAAGAAAUUUUAAACAAAUUGUCAAAAAUUAAGAAUUAUAUUGAAAGUAUUGAUAAGCAUAUAAUUGCUGGAAAACCUAUAGGCAGUUUUACAGAAUAUGACAUUGAAAAUUGGGUAAAAGAAUUCCAAGGUAGCAUUGGAGAUAUUAAAGAAACACACAAGGAAAUACUUGCUGUAAUAGAUAGAGCAAUAGAGUUAAAAAGAGGAUUUCAGCUUCGUGAUACUCAAAGAUUAACUGUAUUGGCGUUAUUGACAAAUAAUCGUAGUACCCUAGCACAAGUCUCUACUGGAGAGGGAAAAUCGUUAAUUGUAGUAGCAGCAUCAAUUAUGAAAGCACUUUGUGGAGGGAAAGUAGAUAUUAUAACUAGCUCUUCUGUAUUGGCAAAACGUGAUGCUGAGGGUAAUAGAGAUAUCUAUAAUUUGUUUAGUAUUAAUGUAUCACAUAACUGUAGUGAAGAUAUUGAAAACAGAAAGGAAGCAUAUUCAAGUAAUCAGGUGGUAUAUGGUGAUUUAUCUAAUUUUCAGCGCGAUUAUUUAUUAGAUAAAUUUUAUGGGAAAAAUAUUUUAGGAGAUCGUAAUUUUGAAAAUUUAAUCGUUGAUGAAGUAGACAGCAUGUUGCUUGAUAAAGGUAAUAAUAUGCUGUACUUAUCCCACGAUCUUGCAGGCUUCGAUAAGCUAGAAUCUGUUUACAUUUAUAUUUGGCAGUGGAUUAAUAAGCCAGCUAGAAAUCGUGAAGAACUUUCUUAUGCUUUUGAUACUAAAACAAUCAAAGAAGCAGUGCUAAAUGACUUAUAUGGCUUAAUGAAAAAAGAAGAUAUUAGCAAACUUGGUUCUGAGUUAGGUGAACAGCAAAAAAAUAUUAUGUGGGAACGUUUAAUCAAAGCUGAGAUAUUAGAUAAUCAGGGCAAACUGUUAAAAGGAAACAUUAAUGAUAAUGAACUUAAUAAAAUACUUUCACCUGAAUUUAAUUGUUACAAAGAUCGUCUUCAUUACCUUUUAAACGAGUGCAUUGAAAGAGAAAAAUUUAUACGUGUUCCCAAUAAUUUCAGACCGUUUAUUGAACAGCAUUUAGAAUCUUGGAUUAAUAGUGCUAUAACCGCGUUUUGCAUGAAAGCAGGAGAGGACUAUGUAGUGGAUGUAGAUAAAACCGGCACUAGUCCAGAUCUAAAUCCUAACAUUACAAUUCUUGAUAGAGAUACAGGAACAGAUCAAACGAAUUCUCAAUGGGAUGAAGCACUACAUCAAUUUUUACAACUGAAACAUGGGUGCAAAUUGUCUUUGCAGAGCUUGAAAGCUGUUUUCAUUUCCAAUGUUUCUUUCUUUAAACUGUACAGUAAUUUAUACGGACUAACAGGUACUUUAGGAUCGCAAAGAGAAAGAGAUUUACUACAAGAAAUACAUGGGGUAGACUUUGUCACUGUUCCUACAGCUAAAUCUAAGCAAUUUCACGAGGACAAACCUAUUCUUUGUACUGGCAAAGAAGAAUGGAUCAAUAGAAUACGUAAUGAGGCAAAAAAGCUAACUGAAGAAAAUGAACGAUCUGUUUUAAUUAUAUGUGAAACAGUAAAUGAUGUAGAGAUUUUAUACAAAGCUUUUGGAGGAAAGAAUGUAAAACAUGUUUAUACUUAUACACGAGAUUAUGAAGAGUUUGAUAAAGGGUUUGAAAUUGUUCAAGGUAACAAAGAGUUGGGACAAGGACAGAUUAUUAUUGCAACAAACUUAGCUGGUCGUGGAACUGACAUAAAAAUUACAAAAGAGUUAAGAAGUAAAGGAGGAUUGCAUGUUUGUUUAACUUACUUAUCUAACAAUAUUCGAAUUGAACAGCAAGCAUUUGGGCGAGCAGCAAGAAGUGGAGAUAAAGGUUCUGGUCAGCUGAUCAUUAUGGACUCAAAAGGACAAGAAUAUAGUAACUUAAAAGUAUUGGAUUUAAAAAAAGGGCGCGAUACUGAAGAAUUACAUCGUAUAUCAGACAUUAAAGCCUACUAUGAAACCCAAAUUACUACGGAAGAAAACUGUUUUAAAUCAUUUAAAGAGCAAUAUGAACAGCUAGAGAAAGACCUUGAUGAUAAGAAAGUACCUACUGAAGUUAAAAAAAUUUUAUUGCAGAGUUGUUUGGACAAAUGGGCUUUCUGGUUAGAUGAACACAAUAAAUAUGUAAGAGAUUUGACAGAUGAACAGGAUAAAAAAAAUCUUCACAACCUACUGGACAAAUUUAUCUCAAAAUUAAAGAAUUUAGAAACUGGGUAUAGCGAAAAGUGGAUCUCUUCGCCUGGCGGGCAUUGCACUCUAAUUAUUGAAUAUAAUAGCAAAAGCUGGUUAGCUUGGGUUGAAGGGAAUCCAAUUCAAAUGAUUAAACUUGGAAAAUAUCUCUCCCAAAAUGAGGAAUAUAAAAAUGCCAUUGAACUGUUUGAUGAAGUGAUUAAAAAAGAGCUAUAUUUUUCUGAAGCAGCACGCUAUUAUAAGGCAUUUGCAUUAGUAAAGAAAGUUGAUUGGGAAAAAGAGCCUUUAAAAGAAGAAGAUGAGAAACUUUUGAAAGAAUUUAAGCAAGAAUUACGAGAAGCUGCAAGGCUUUUAGAUGAACAUAGUAAAUUUGCUAUCAAUGCAGCAAGCAUUAUUGGUAAGAUUAAGAAAAAUAAUAACGAAAGCAUCCUUCAAAUCGACGCUUAUGAAGAACAGCAAAAGAGCUUGGCUAGCCUUUAUUAUAUGUUUUCACGGUCUAUAGAUGAUAUUUUUGGCCAUACUAUUACUCCACAAUCUUUUGUUAAUUCUGAUAUUAAGGAAGAGCUGGCUGAAAGUCUAUAUAAGGAUCUUCUUGAAAAAAAUAUUCUAGAAAAGCCGAGAGUAGAAGAGAACAUCGCCGAAGAAGAGCUGAAAGUCAUCACUUCUAGUUAUGGAGUAUCAGAUAAAGAAUUAAAAGGUUUUCUUUCCAAGUAUAAAGGAAAAGAAAUUAAUGAAAGAGAGUUUCAAAAAUCAUUGACGAAAGACAUAAAGCUACCUGACCGAAAAGCAUUUUGGAAAUUGCUUAUUCAAGGAGAAGUUCUAAGUGAUGAAGUUAAGUGUGUUGUAGUUAAUAAUGGAAAACUGAAAGAAAUAGAUCCUUCAUUGUUGGACGAUCUGACUGGAAAAAUAAACCAAAGAGAGUUAGAAAAGCAAACUCUAGAGAUCAGUAAUGAACAGAUUCUUUUAAACACAGAAUGGGUUACGCAACAAAAAAAUAACGGUAAUAUUUUAAAAAAAGAUGACUUUAUAACGAUUGUAGGCAAAGGCAAAUAUAAAGCAUUGAAAGAGAGAGGGGUACUUUCAUUUAACAGAAAAGCGCAUAUAGACCCAAGUAAAAUUGAAUCUAUGACUUUUCCUUGUUACGAUUCUAUUACACUGGAAGAUUUUACUAAAGCAAAUAUCACUAAAAGUGAAGCUGAAAAAAUUUUAGCAGAACUAAUUAAACAAAAUGUCGUUGAAAAGAAAGAUAACUCAAAAAAUAGUGCUUAUGGAUUAAAAAUUAAAUUUGAUGAAUUGCAACAAGGUCAGCUUUCUUUCUGUUCAGUUUAUGAGAAUGUUGUAAAAGGACUAUUAUCUACAUGUUUUAUCUAUAGAAUAGCACUUCAAAGAAUUGUUAAACAUCUGAAAGAAAAAAACUUUCCUGUUCGUCUGCAAUUAAUAAACAAACCACAUCAAAACCUAGCCUCUGAAUUAUUGGAGCAAAAAGUCAUCAGACCUGUUACUGUGACAACUGAAGAUGAAGAUUUAGAAGAUAAGUUAAAGGGCAUAUAUAGUCGCACAAUAACUAAAGUUAAUUUUAAAUGUAUACUUUCUCAAAGUAAACUCAUUCCAGAAGAGUGUAUAGAAGAGCUUUUUGAUUUUUUGGUUGAGAAAGGGUGGAUUAUCAAGUACGAACCAACACAGUCUAUACGAGAUGAGGGUAUUACAGCUAUUGGCAAGGAAGAUAUUAAAAAUGCUGGUAAAUCUUUAGUACAAGAUCUUUAUUAUAUUAAUAGUCCUGACAAAAGACAAAAACCUUUAAGCUUUUCUUCUAAAGAUCUGCAAAGUAUUGAUAAAACUGUAGAAAAAAUUUUAGACAAUCAAUUACAACUAGCGAAAAAAGAUACAAUUCAAAAUAUUGUCAACACCUUGAAAAGAUCAAGAAGUUUAUUAAAAACUUUAAAAAUUCCUGAUGAUCAACUUCUACAGUUAGAAGAAAUGAAAUGGACACAAGAAAUGCUUUUUAACACUGCAAUAGUAACUGCUAUGGGAGUAUGCCAAAUAGUUAUAGGUACUGCUAUAGAGUUAUACUCAGUGGGUAUGAUGACUCAUGUUGGUGCUGCAUUUGUUAAUGAAGGUGUAAAUGACCUCUUUUAUGCUGCUGGUGCUUUAAAGUCCGGUUAUUUUAGCUGGAAAGAUUAUAAACAGCAAAAGCUUCAGAGUUUAAUGGUUACAGCUGUUACUGUUGGUGUAGGAGCUUACCUUUCAAGAGGUGCUAAGGUAUCACGUUUUGGCCAUAAACUAGCCGGACCUAAUUUUGAAUUUGGUAAGAAAGUAGCAGAAAUGUCCGGAACUCAGCUGAUUGAAACAGUAGGUAGUAAGGUAGUAAACGGAGUAGUUAAAACGAGCUUAGCAUCAGGUUGGAAAAUAGUAGGAAAAGAAGUUGCAAAGCGUAUUAUAUUAAAAACUAUAGAAGGGGUAGCGUUUGGCUUAGCUAAUGCAGGAAUUGAUAGACUCGUUGAAAAUUACCUUCAAGCAUUAUGUGAAGGCAUAGCCUCUGAUAUUUUGUCAGAUAUUGAACGCGAAGUAGAAGAACAUAAUAUCUCUAUAAAUUUAAAAGAAGCCUAUAAGGUAUUAGGAAGAGAAAACGCAAAAAAACUUAUAGAUGACUUAACUAGAAGUGUCUUUACUAGGCAAAGUUAUGUGGAAGAGUUUUUGCCUAUUGCCAGCAAGAUAGUUAGUAGUGUAACUCAAGGAAUUGGGGAAGCUAUUAAGAAAAGAAGCAAAACAAGUAACAAAUUGGAAUUACCUAUUUCUGCUAUUAGUAAGGUAGUGGUUUGGUUAGAACGUUCCGCUCAGAUUGCCAAUAUAACAAUGAUUACUAAUAAUCUUUUAAAUAACUUAGAUCAGGAAAUAAAAGGUAGACUAAAUAAGCUUGAAAAAGACGUAGAACGUAAUCAAAAACAAGAAGUGGAGAAAAAUUAUGAGAGCUUUAAAAAAGAAGUAAUUGAUCAGUGGAAAUCAUUGCUUCGCGAAAAAGCUGGGCAAAUUAUAGCACGGCAUAUUGUGAGCCCUGUCCUUAAAGAAAACGCUAAUCAUCUGGUUAGAUAUGCUGGAAAAAAAGUGCAAGAAGCAUAUCAGUCUUACAAAGAAAGUGGGUAUUUUAAGUGCUUUGAAGAAUUGAAACAGGAGUAUAAGGAAAAACUACAAAAUGAACAACAAUGUGACAAUACAUCUAAAACAAAAAACCGUAUUACGAAAAAAUAUCAUAAAGAUUUGCAAAAGUUGAUGAUCAAAACUAGAAAUCCUGACUUAUUCGCAGCUAUAAUCAAAGAAAACAUUCCAAUGGAUAUGGUAUGUGUUAGUGCGUGUGCUCAAGUAGUACAAACGAUACUAAAAGAGCAAGGAGUUGUAAUUCCAGGACUAACCGUUAUUGUCGAAGGAGAUGGUGGUAUAAGACAGGAGUUUUCCUCUAUGUCUGAAGGAGCAGAAAGGACAAUUAUUAAAUUUGGGCUCAAAGAUAACCAUUUUACAUUUUGUGGAAGCAACACAUCAGAAAACAAUAGAAGUAGUGAAUCAAAAAAUAAUUGCUUAUGUGAAGCUUUUUUAGAAGCUAUACCUGGAUUAAAAGAUAUAAUAUCACCAGAAGAAUUAAGAACUAAGGCAGCUCAUUUUAUUAAACAUGAUAAUGAAAUACGGCACCACAUUCAGCAAGGCUGGCACCGACUUCCUACAUCUCUUGGUGCGUUUGGUGGUAAGCGUUCCAUUCCUGUACCUACUAGCAGACUAAAUGAACAAGCAGAAAAUCAAUCGCCAUAUCAACAUUCUAAUUCCAGAGGGGAAUGGAAAUUUGAUAAAAAUAAAGACAUAGAUUUACGGGAAAAUAGGGUGUUAACAAAUAAGGAAUCUCAUCUACAACUUACUAAAGGUUAUAAUGAAGCUCUUAAUAAAAUUAACCAAGCACUUUCUAGUGUUAACAAAAAACCUAUAUCUGUUGAUCCCUCAAGUUUUAAGGCAACAAAGUAUGAUGCAAUACUAUGUAAUAGUGGCGAAUUCGGUAAAAUAGGCAUAGCACUAUAUCCAGUAGAGAUGGAAGCUACAGUUGAAGUAUGGGUUCGAGAUAUUAAUGAAAACGUGAAAUAUAAAUUAAGAAUUGACCUUGAUAACCCUAUAAUUGAAUCAAAUUUACAGGGACCACAUGGUCCUCAUAUUGGGUAUGAGGUUAUUCCCCAUAAUAAACAAGCCCCUAAAGGAAUUACUGGACAUAUACUUAUAAAUCAAGUGGAAAAUGAAAGACUUCCUGAUCGGGGACGUAGUCAAUAUACUGACAAUAGUAAAAAACCUAAGAUACCUACAACAAGAUUAUUUUUUCCACCCAAUAGGCCUAACACCUAUCUAGAAAGAGAUGAAACAGGAAAUGAAGGAGCUGAUAGCAGAGGUCGUUCAUACCCAACCACAGAUUUUUGAGAUACAAAUUUAACCCUUAUGUGCACAACCAACUUCACCAACGUUGUUACACGACAGGGGUACCCAGGUAUCCACCUCUCUUUAUUUUAGUUUUUUAAAUAUUCCUCCAAAUGAAAUCAUUUUCUUAACAUUUAUUUAAAUAAAUAAAGAUGUAUGAUGAGUGUCCGAGGCAAUAUCAAAUGAAAAUAGACCUCUUAACAGCUCGUACAAAGGUAGGAGAAAGCAGGACCUUAAAGGUCGGCGCGCGGCUCCGAAUAAAUCAAGAGAAGUAUGUAUACUUACUGUGUUUGGAUUCCAUGAAAACAUAACGCUGUGCUCAUACAUACUGAAGAAAAGUAAAGCAGUAAUUCUGUUAUCAACAAUGCAUGCCGAUAUGGCUGUGAAUAAUGAUACUAAAGCCCCACAACUUAUUAUAAUAAAUAUAAAACUGGCGUCGACACAAUGGACCAAAUGAUUAGUAGUUAUACAACAAAACAUCGCACUCUGAGAUGGCCGCUAGUUAUGUUUUUUAACAUGUUAGACAUCAGCUCACUUGCUUCCUAUUAGAUAUAUUAUGAAAAAAAAAAAAAAAGGGAUCGAAUUGAGUAUCCUCUUCCUUUUCGAAGUCGGAUAAUAAUAAGAUGCUUCCAAGAAAAACUAAUCAGCGCAGGCUAUUUAUGCGCCAUUUGAGCGAAGAACUUGCAAAGCCAAUGAUCGAGAAUCGCAGUCAAAACCUGUAAGUGAUGAGACAUUACAACACGAAGAUUGCUGUUGAAAGUGUGAUCGGACGGCCAGUAAAUCCUGUGAAAGCUACUCCACAGGUCCUUCAGUACAACGAGAUCCAUCAGGAAGAAAAAAGUUACUGGUUCUUGUCAUAUCAUACUUAUACUUACUUACUAUUAUAUAAAGAGACAGCGUUUGUUUGUAUGUACAGAAAAAUUUCAAAAACUACUUAUCCGAUUGAUACCAAAUUUUAACAGUGGCUUCCUUGCCUUCUCUGGAGUGACAUAGGCUAUAUUAUUUUAAUAAAAAUGAUAUUACAUCUCAA
Osmia lignaria (orchard mason bee) is the source of this 13578-nucleotide messenger RNA. RefSeq lists its product as uncharacterized. Gene Ontology annotation, biological process: protein targeting; protein import; intracellular protein transport. NCBI's taxonomy places the organism in Eukaryota, Metazoa, Arthropoda, Insecta, Hymenoptera, Megachilidae. Gene Ontology annotation, molecular function: ATP binding. The record is from RefSeq and is a predicted model, not a curated record. Gene Ontology annotation, cellular component: membrane.